Molecule: messenger RNA, 1781 nt
Organism: Propithecus coquereli (Coquerel's sifaka)
Lineage: Eukaryota; Metazoa; Chordata; Mammalia; Primates; Indriidae
Product: zinc finger protein 33B-like
Exons: 5
Coding region: 18-1781 (587 amino acids)
Biological process (GO): regulation of transcription by RNA polymerase II
Molecular function (GO): DNA-binding transcription factor activity, RNA polymerase II-specific; RNA polymerase II cis-regulatory region sequence-specific DNA binding
Source: RefSeq, a predicted model, not a curated record
UCCAAGACCAGUAGAAAAUGGACAGAUCCCAGGUAUUAGUGUCAUUCAAGGAUGUGACUGUGGGCUUCACCCAGGAGGAGUGGCAGCACCUGGGCCCUGCUCAGAGGGCUCUGUACAGGGAUGUGACCCUGGAGAACUACAGCCACCUCGUCUCAGUGGGGUGUUGCGUUACCAAGCCAGAGGUGGUCUUCAAGUUGGAGCAAGGAGAGGAGCCAUGGAUAGGGGAGGAAGAGUCCCCAAGCCAGAGCCACCCAGAAUUCUGGAAAGUUGAUGACCUGAUGGAGAAGAGCCAGGAAAACCAAGACCAGCAUUUGUGGAAAGUUGAUUUUGUCACCAAUAAAACAUUGACUAAGGAGAGAAAUAGUGUAUUAGGAGAAACAUUUAGUGUGGACACAAACUCUGUUCCAAUGAGAAAAAUACCUGAUAAAUAUGACUCAUAUAUAAUGAAUUUGAAUAUUUCAGAAUUAAUCAUUAGUAAUAGAAACUCCUUUGUAAGGAAGCUUGAGUUCAGUGCACAUGAGAAGUUGCUUCUCUGUGCAAGGCAUGAGAAUCCUCAUGCCAGAGAGAAACCGUUUGAAUAUGAUAGAAAUGGGAAAGCCAUCAAUCAGAAUGAGGACCUAUUUCAGCAUCAGGACAUUCAAACUCUGAAGCAGUUUUUUGAGUAUAAUGAGCGUGGGAAAGCUUUCCACGAGGAGACAGCCUUCAUUACCCAAAAGAGAGCGUGCUCAUGGGAGAAGCCCUGUGAAUAUAAUGAACAUGAGAAAGCCUUUUCUGAUGAUUUGAACCUUCUUGUCCAUCAGAGAAUUCACACAAAGGAGAAUCACUAUGAAUUUAAUGACCGUGGGAGGAGGUCAGGACUGAAAGUUCAUCAGAGGAUACACACAGGACAGAAACCCUAUGAAUGUGUUGAAUGUAGGAAAGCCUUCAGAUAUAAGUCAGGCCUCACAGUACAUCAGAGAACACACACAGGCGAGAAACCCUAUGAAUGUGAUGAAUGUGGAAAAAAAUUCUGUGAGAAGUCAAAUCUCCGUGUACAUCAGAGAACUCACACAGGGGAGAAACCCUAUGAGUGUAAAGAAUGUGGAAAAACCUUUGUUUACAAUUCAUUCCUGAUGGUACAUCAAAGGAUACACACAGGUGUAAGACCCUAUGAAUGUAAUGAAUGUGGGAAAACAUUCUCCCAAAAGCCGAACUUUACUUAUCAUCAGAGAACUCAUACUGGAGAAAAACCUUAUGGAUGUAAGGAAUGUGGGAAAUCUUUCUCAGUGAAGUCAAAACUCACUGUGCAUCAGAGAACUCACACAGGGGAAAAACCCUUUGAAUGUAAUGAGUGUGAGAAAACCUUCUUCCAAAAGUCAUCUCUCAUAGUACAUCAGAGAACACACUCAGGGGAGAAACCAUAUGAAUGUAAUGAAUGUAGGAAAACUUUUUCCCAGAAGUCAUCCCUUACUGUACAUCAGAAAAGACACAAAAGGGAGAAACCAUAUAAAUGUAUUCAAUGCAGCAAAACAUUUAGUCAGACAUCAGCUCUUACUAAACAUCAAAGAACUCAUGCAGGAGAGAAACUAUAUACAUGUAAUGAAUGUGGUAAAACUUUCUUCCACAAGUCAUCCCUCACAGUACAUCAGAGAACCCACACCGGGGAGAAACCCUACAGGUGUAAUGAAUGUGGGAAAACCUUCCACCAGAAGUCGUGUCUCACAGCACAUCAGAAAACACACAGAAGGCAGAAAUCCUGUGAACCUACAAAUGUGGAAAAGCCUCUUAUCAGAAUUCACUAA